This is a messenger RNA of Echinops telfairi (small Madagascar hedgehog), 1158 nucleotides long. Its product is annotated as kallikrein-13. The transcript is spliced from 6 exons. Gene Ontology annotation, biological process: proteolysis. NCBI's taxonomy places the organism in Eukaryota, Metazoa, Chordata, Mammalia, Afrosoricida, Tenrecidae. Gene Ontology annotation, molecular function: serine-type endopeptidase activity. The record is from RefSeq and is a predicted model, not a curated record. The coding region runs from base 1 to 1158 and encodes 385 amino acids.
AUGGUGAACACCAAACACAUGCACGAGCUAGAGGCAGGCCACAACGCCGACGACAUGGCCGAGACGGUGCUCAUGAACUUCCUGCGGGGUGACACGGGGCGGCUGGCACGCGGCGGGGGCCUGGGCACUCCGGGCGAGGGGGGCGCGCUGCCCCGCUGCCGCCCGCUGCAGCUGGCCUCGCAGAAGGAGGUGGUGCUGUACGCGCACUUCCGCCGCCUGGACUACUUCUCCGAGGAGUGCGUGUACGCGCCCGAGGCCUUCCGCGCGCACGCCCGCGACCUGCUCAAGCGCCUGGAGGCGGUGCGGCCCUCGGUGGUGCUGGACCUGAUAAUUUAUCCUACCACUCUCUCUCCCCUACCAGGCAUCGCUCAGGAAUACCCCAAGAUUCUGAAUGGCACCAAUGGACCCAAUGGCUUUCUCCCAGGGGGCUACACCUGCUUCCCCCACUCUCAGCCCUGGCAGGUGGCCCUACUAGUGAGAGGGCGGCUGCUCUGUGGGGGAGUCCUCAUUCACCCCAAGUGGGUCAUCACUGCUGCACAUUGUCUGAAGAAGGGGUACACAGUUUACCUGGGCAAGCAUGCCCUGGGGCGUGUGGAGCAUGGAGAGCAGGUGAGGGCGGUAGUUCGCUCUAUCCCCCACCCCGAAUACCAGAGCAGCCCCACCCACCUGAACCAUAACCAUGACAUCAUGCUUCUGGAGCUACAGUCCCCGGUCCAGCUCACUAACCGCAUCCGCAUCCUGCCUCUCUCCCACAACAACUGCCUACCCCAGGGAACCUGCUGCCGGGUAUCUGGUUGGGGCACUACCAGCAGCCCCCAGGUGAAUUACCCCAAAACCUUACAAUGCGCUAAUAUCCAACUGCGCUCGGAUGAGGAGUGCCGUCAAGUCUACCCUGGGAAGAUCACAGCCAACAUGGUGUGUGCUGGCACACCAGAGGGCGGCAAGGACUCCUGUGAGGGUGACUCCGGAGGCCCUCUGGUCUGUAAUGGAACACUGUAUGGCAUCAUCUCCUGGGGUGACUUCCCCUGUGGGCAGCCCAACCGACCUGGUGUCUACACUCGAGUCUCUCAAUACAUCCUGUGGAUCCGGGAAACAAUCCGGAAACACAACGGCAAGUGGAUGGAUGUGACACAGACAGAAGCCGCUGAGAUCCAGUAG